Parastagonospora nodorum SN15 is the source of this 1737-nucleotide messenger RNA. RefSeq lists its product as hypothetical. The coding region runs from base 1 to 1737 and encodes 578 amino acids. The transcript has 2 exons. The record is from RefSeq and is a predicted model, not a curated record. NCBI's taxonomy places the organism in Eukaryota, Fungi, Ascomycota, Dothideomycetes, Pleosporales, Phaeosphaeriaceae.
AUGGACAUCAUGGACCUGCUAAUGCGGGAAGAUCUUGCCCAGUUUGAUGAGAACGGCAAAGCCUGGCGAGAUGGACCUGCACCGCCAGAGGACUUGUUGAACUACAUCAAAGAAGUUCGAAAGCAUCUGCUGGCCCGAGAUUUCCCACCUCCAGGAUCUGGUCUGGAACCUCAAAAGGCUGCAAUACCGCGACACAUUGCCCUAGGCAUGAAAGUCAAAAAGGUCCACGAAGUAGAUAACUUCGCACGCUAUGUUGAUAGACUUACCUCGGACAUCGCAUCGUCUAACAAGAAGCCCAUCACGCACCUGGUAGACUUUGGCUCUGGACAAAAUUACCUUGGUCGUGCACUUGCUGCUCCGCCCUACUCCAAGCAUAUUGUGGCCGUCGAGAGCAAACAGCAUAAUAUUGAAGGCGCUAAGAAUAUGGAUAUUUUAGCUAAGCUUGUACCGAAGCCAUUGGUGAUGAGGAACAAAAAACAGUAUCGUGCCUUGACAGGCAAAGGAAAGAAAGCUAAGAAGGAUGAGAUAAACGGGAAGCCUGCAUCUGGCACCGCAGAGGCUCGUGAACGAACGGAAGAACCACAGUCGCAACUUGAUCGCGAGAAUGAAAACAAUUUUAUGCCGAGCCAGCCUGUGCGCGAGGCUGAGUGCAUUGAUGGGGAAUGUAGACUUACGAUUCAAUCCCAAGACACUGCCGCACAGCACACGAAUACGAACGGGAAUGAGACUUCACAGCCACAAGCUCAGACGACCACUACGACAAACUUACAGAUCUACACCGAGGGCCAUGGCAGCGUUCAGUAUGUUGAGCACAUCAUCAAAGAUGGUGACUUGACACCUGUCAUCGACCAGGUCCUCGACAGCUCCGGUGUGAAGAAUGAUGCUGCUGGUUCCAACUCUGACGUAGUGACUGAAAUGCCGAACCUCGAAAUUGUGCCCAAGCCUAAGGACGUCAACGCCAUGGUCAUCUCCCUGCACUCAUGCGGCAAUCUCGUACAUCACGGACUACGAUCUAUGCUCCUCGACCCUCACAUCGCCGCCGUCGCAAUGUCCCUCAACGGCGAUGCAUACAGCAGUACAAGCGAUGAAGAACCCCCCAAAGGCGUCCGCCUCAACAUCACGGCCCGCAUGAUGGCCGUCCAAGCCCCCUUCAACUGGGGCGCGGCCGACAGCGACCUCUUCUUCACCCGCCACUUCUACCGCGCGCUCCUGCAACGCAUCUUCCUCGACCGAGGUGUCGUCUCCGCGCCCGUCGACGCCGCAAACUUCAACUCCGACGUCUCAGCAAAUGGCCACACUUCUCACGUCAACUGGACGCCGCCCUACGGCCGCGGCCCCGGUCUUUCCUCCGACGGCACUUCCACGCCCCUCACCAUUGGCACACUGCGCAAAUUCGCAUAUGGAGACUUUGUAUCCUACGUCCGCGCCGCUAUCGGGAAACUCAUCAGCCCAAACAGUUUCUGCGAGAUCGAUCCGAACUUCAUCAAGGAGAAAAUGGACGGCCUGACGGAUGAAGAUAUCAUGGAUUACGAGACCAGAUACGCGGAGAAGAAGAAGGAGUUGAGCGUCAUGUGGAGUUUGAUGGCGUUUAGUGCGGGCGUGGUGGAGGCGGUGAUUGUGACGGAUCGGUGGUUGUGGUUGGGGGAACAAGAUGAGGUUGAGCAGGCGUGGGUGGAGCCAGUAUUCGAAUACAAGCAUAGCCCGCGGAAUUUGGUGGUUGUUGGUAUUAAGAAGUGA